Colletotrichum gloeosporioides is the source of this 1401-nucleotide messenger RNA. Its product is annotated as Transcription factor gsfR2. Gene Ontology annotation, molecular function: DNA-binding transcription factor activity, RNA polymerase II-specific; zinc ion binding. The transcript has a single exon. Bases 1 to 1401 code for a protein of 466 amino acids. Gene Ontology annotation, biological process: regulation of DNA-templated transcription. The record is from RefSeq and is a predicted model, not a curated record. Lineage: Eukaryota; Fungi; Ascomycota; Sordariomycetes; Glomerellales; Glomerellaceae.
AUGUCAGGCCCCUCAAGCUCCUCGUCUCCUCUAAUCUCGACCAGACGCCGUGCCUGCACGGCGUGCCAGCAAGCCAAGCGUCGUUGCGACCAGCGGCUGCCACGAUGUGGCCGAUGCACUCAAAAGGGGCUCGAGGACUGCAACUAUCCAUCCCUUGAGGCCGCUGUCGCCGCAGCAGAUUUCAACUUCUUCACCGAUGUUCUCAGCGGCUCCGCGGCAACGCCGGACUCUCUGCAUAACAUCAUGCCGGUACCAAUCGUGCCUGACACCGACAACUCGUGGUCCAUGUUCUACAACAACAACAACAACAACAACAACAACAGCAACAACAACAACAAUAACAACACGGCCGCGGGUCCGACGCCAUCAUCAUCGCUGCUACCGCCGCCGAGCAGUGAAUUCGUCUCCCGGGACACCGUGACGUACUGCAGCGAGCAGUUCAGGAACUACCCUCGGCGCUGGGUCAGCCAGAAUGGCGUAGCCCCCUUUAUACACCCGGCUCUCUACCUCCCUACGACGAACGGCGCUGACGGACUGCCGCCAGUUUUGCAAGACUGUUUCUGCGCAUGCGCAGCAUACUCGGCCAAGAACGACGAAAACGCCGCCCUCGUGCUAGGCGUCCUCGAAGCCAAGGCCACCUCCCUCCUUUACGUCCCAGAGCAGGCGACAUGGACUCUGCCACAACAGGUCGCGGCGCUGCAGGCGCUCGUCAUGUACCAGAUCAUGCGCUGGUUCGAUGGCGAUAUCCGUCAGCGCGUGCUGGCGGACUCUGUGGAGCCCGUCCUCGCAACGUGGACGUCUGCCCUGCAAUCACGCGUGGGCGCAGGCGUAUUUUCGACUGAGGAAGCAAUACCCUCCGUCGUCCUCCCGGAGUCGCACAUUCCGCCACCACAGCAGUCUUCGUCAUCCUCCUCAACGUAUCAACAUGAAGGCCUCUCGCCGAGCAAUUCUCGCUCCAAUACGCCCGGCAGGCUCGCCAAAGAGGAACUGAAGGCCGUCUGGCGCCGCUGGUUGAUGGCGGAGACGAUCCGCCGCGUGCUCGUCAUGGCACACCUCGUCCGCGCGGUAUACGCGACGGCUAAACAAGGAGGGGGUUACGGGAAGCCCCGGGGCGGCGGCGGCGGCGGGCAUCACGGGGCUGGGGCUCACCAUCAACCCCUGAGCCUCUCGGACAUGAGCUUCACGGCCCAGGCGAGGUUAUGGGCAGCAACGACAGCAGAGCGGUGGAAUAGAUCGCGUGAAGGCGAUACCCCUUGGUGGGUUGGCGGGAUGGACUUUUCCGGUCUCCUGGCGCUCGCAGACCCGAGAGAUGUGGAUGAGUUUACGAUUCUGCUCGCCGUUGUGUUUCAUGAUAAAGAUACCAUCGAGGACUGGAUGAAUCACGGCCCUAGUGGCAUGUGA